Piliocolobus tephrosceles (Ugandan red Colobus) is the source of this 3164-nucleotide messenger RNA. RefSeq names its product ecotropic viral integration site 5 (gene EVI5). The transcript has 19 exons. Bases 1 to 2481 code for a protein of 826 amino acids. Lineage: Eukaryota; Metazoa; Chordata; Mammalia; Primates; Cercopithecidae. The record is from RefSeq and is a predicted model, not a curated record. Gene Ontology annotation, molecular function: GTPase activator activity; small GTPase binding. Gene Ontology annotation, biological process: regulation of GTPase activity.
AUGGCCAGUCAGGUGGCUAGUCCAUCUGCUUCAUUACAUACCACAUCCUCAUCUACCACACUGUCAACACCAGCCCUUUCACCAUCUUCCCCAUCACAGUUGAGUCCAGACGACUUAGAACUCCUGGCUAAACUGGAAGAACAGAAUAGAUUGUUAGAAACGGAUAGUAAGUCUUUAAGAUCUGUAAAUGGGUCAAGAAGAAACAGUGGCUCUUCUCUUGUGUCGAGUUCUUCAGCCUCUAGCAACCUCAGUCACCUUGAAGAAGAUUCUUGGAUUCUUUGGGGAAGAAUUGUUAAUGAAUGGGAAGAUGUACGCAAAAAGAAGGAAAAGCAAGUUAAGGAACUUGUUCGUAAAGGGAUACCCCAUCACUUUAGAGCAAUAGUUUGGCAACUUUUAUGCAGUGCACAAAGUAUGCCAAUUAAGGAUCAGUAUUCAGAACUCCUGAAAAUGACCUCGCCUUGUGAAAAAUUGAUCCGAAGGGACAUUGCUAGAACUUAUCCUGAACACAACUUUUUUAAGGAAAAAGAUAGCCUUGGACAGGAGGUUUUAUUUAAUGUAAUGAAGGCUUAUUCUUUAGUAGAUCGUGAGGUUGGUUACUGUCAAGGAAGUGCUUUUAUAGUUGGAUUGUUGCUUAUGCAGAUGCCAGAAGAAGAAGCUUUCUGUGUAUUCGUUAAAUUAAUGCAAGAUUAUAGACUUCGUGAACUUUUUAAACCAAGUAUGGCAGAAUUGGGCCUUUGUAUGUACCAAUUUGAAUGUAUGAUACAGGAGCAUCUUCCAGAGCUCUUUGUACAUUUUCAAUCUCAGAGUUUUCAUACCUCAAUGUAUGCAUCAUCCUGGUUUCUGACUAUCUUUCUUACAACUUUUCCACUACCAAUUGCAACAAGGAUAUUUGAUAUCUUUAUGUCUGAGGGUUUAGAAAUAGUGUUUCGUGUAGGAUUAGCACUUCUUCAGAUGAAUCAGGCAGAACUGAUGCAACUUGACAUGGAAGGGAUGUUACAGCACUUUCAAAAGAUCAUUCCACAUCAGUUUGAUGGUGUCCCAGACAAGCUAAUCCAAGCAGCUUACCAAGUCAAAUACAACUCAAAGAAAAUGAAAAAGCUUGAAAAGGAAUACACUACAAUAAAAACGAAAGAAAUGGAAGAGCAAGUUGAAAUUAAAAGGUUACGCACAGAAAAUAGACUUUUAAAACAGCGCAUCGAGACAUUAGAAAAAGAAAGUGCUUCCUUGGCAGAUAGAUUGAUACAGGGACAAGUGACAAGAGCCCAGGAGGCUGAGGAAAACUACCUCAUAAAACGGGAGUUGGCCACCAUCAAACAGCAGAGUGAUGAGGCCAGUGCUAAGCUGGAGCAAGCUGAAAAUACCAUCAGGAAGCUCCAGCACCAACAACAAUGGCAUAAAUGCAGUUCCAACUACAACGAAGAUUUUGUGCUACAGCUAGAGAAGGAAUUGGUCCAAGCCCGACUGAGUGAAGCUGAGUCUCAGUGUGCAUUAAAAGAGAUGCAGGAUAAAGUCUUGGAUAUAGAGAAGAGGAAUAACUCCCUUCCUGAUGAGAAUAAUAUCGCAAGGCUUCAGGAAGAACUCAUUGCUGUGAAACUGAGGGAAGCAGAAGCCAUUAUGGGUUUGAAAGAACUUAGACAGCAAGUCAAGGAUUUAGAGGAACACUGGCAGCGCCACUUAGCUCGUACUACUGGGAAAUGGAAAGACCCACCGAAGAAAAAUGCUAUGAAUGAGUUACAAGAUGAACUGAUGACCAUUCGACUUAGAGAAGCUGAAACACAGGCAGAAAUAAGAGAAAUAAAACAAAAGAUGAUGGAAAUGGAAACACAGAACCAGAUCAAUAGUAACCAUCUUCGAAGAGCAGAACAAGAGGUGGUUAACCUACAGGAGAAAGUGCAGUAUCUUUCUGCACAGAACAAAGGACUCCUUACUCAGUUAAGUGAAGCAAAGCGCAAACAAGCAGAGAUUGAAUGCAAGAAUAAGGAAGAAGUGAUGGCUGUGAGGCUCCGGGAAGCAGAUAGCAUAGCUGCUGUGGCUGAACUACAACAACACAUUGCUGAGCUUGAAAUCCAGAAAGAAGAAGGAAAGCUUCAAGGACAGCUUAACAAGUCUGAUUCUAACCAGUAUAUUAGGGAACUGAAAGAUCAGAUAGCAGAGCUGAAUCAUGAGCUCAGGUGCCUAAAAGGCCAGAGGGGCUUCUCAGGCCAACCUCCUUUUGAUGGAAUCCACAUUGUCAACCAUUUAAUAGGAGAUGAUGAAUCAUUCCAUUCCUCCGAUGAAGAUUUUAUAGAUAAUUCCUUACAGGAAACUGGUGUUGGUUUUCCUUUGCACGGAAAAUCUGGCUCGAUGUCUUUGGAACCCACAGUGGCAGAUGGUAGUGAGAGCGAAACAGAAGACAGUGUGCUGGAGUCCAGAGAGAGCAAUCAAGUGGUUCAAAAGGAGCGGCCCCCGAGAAGAAGAGAGUCGUAUUCAACCACUGUCUGACCAUCACUGUGACCUAGACUAUGGAUUUAUUUAAGGGAUCAGCUAUCAUAUGAUUAGGGAUUUUUGGAAAUAAUUUGUUUCAUAUGUACAUAUAUAUAUACAUAUAUAUAAAUAUUUUACAGUCUUAUCUGCCUUUUUAUCUUUGCCAAAUCUUUACCACUGACUUACCAUUGCCAUAAAGUAGACUGGUAUAUGGUUAAUGUGUAAAACAAAGUUCUAACAGUAUUACUGAAUAUUAAUGUUUCUUGUUUAGAAAAUGCAACUAUAUCUAUAUGGGGGAACCAUUUUGAAGUUCAAAACUAUGGAAAAUUGAGUUUUCUUCAGACAAAACUGCUCUUGUGCAAUAUUUUAUGCUCAGUGAGCAAAUUGUAUAUUUAUGUUUAUCAAUUUGUUCUCAAGGUGGCUGUCUACAGACAUUUGACCAAGACAUACGUCUGAUUUACCUUGUGUUUUGUUUUUUUUAUUGUUGUUUUCUUUUUUUAAGAUAGAGAUCCACUCUGUCACCCAGGCUGGAGUGCUGUGGUGUGAUCUCAGCUCACUGGAACCUCCGCCUCCUGGGUUCAAACAAUUUCCCUGUCUCAGCCUCCCAAGUACCUGGGACUACGGGUGCGCAACACCACGCCUGGCUAAUUUUUUGUAUUUUUAGUACAGACUGGAUUUCACCAUGUUGGCUGGGCUGGUCU